UCUUCCAUUAUAUAUCACGUUUUUGAUAAUGGCUCUUGUGAAGGAAGAAAACCCAAUGAGAGAAGUCAAGAUUGCCAAGCUCUGUCUUAAUAUUUCUGUUGGUCAGUCUGGGGAUAGAUUGACGAGAGCGGCCAAAGUAAUGGAACAACUGACUGGCCAAAGACCUCGCUUUUCAAAAGCCAAAAUAACAAUCCGUAAGUUUGGUAUUCGCAGAAAUGAGACAAUCGCCUGUUCUACCACAGUUCGUGGUCCAAAAGCAGAACAGAUCCUCGAAUCUGGUCUCAAAGUCAAGGAAUAUGAAUUAUACAAAAAGUGUUUUGCUCAAGACGGAAGCUUCGGAUUUGGAAUCGAAGAGCAUAUUGAUUUGGGGGUAAAAUAUGAUCCCAACAUUGGCAUUUACGGAAUGGAUUUUUGUGUUGUUUUGGAGAGGAAAGGGUAUCGAGUGAAGAGGAGGAGGCGUGGUUGUGCCAGAGUUGGUGCUAGUCAUCGUGUGUCUAAGGAAGACGCGAUGAAAUGGUUUAAACAGAAGGUCCCCCGUUUUGAUUAUUUUUUCCAUAGUUCGACGGUCAUGUAA
Molecule: messenger RNA, 574 nt
Organism: Octopus sinensis (East Asian common octopus)
Lineage: Eukaryota; Metazoa; Mollusca; Cephalopoda; Octopoda; Octopodidae
Product: 60S ribosomal protein L11-like
Exons: 4
Coding region: 29-574 (181 amino acids)
Biological process (GO): translation
Cellular component (GO): ribosome; cytosolic large ribosomal subunit
Molecular function (GO): structural constituent of ribosome; RNA binding
Source: RefSeq, a predicted model, not a curated record